AUGCCUCCAAAAUCGGGAAAAUCGCAGGUUAGCAACCCAGAAGCUAGCAAGUCAGGCACACCUAAGGCUAAUAGCCCCGCACCAGAGGCUAACACUGCUACCAUCGAUGCUAACAUGCUUCAGGCUUUCCGGGACAUCGUAAAAGAAGUAAUUAGAGAAGAAAACGAUGGUUUAAGGGAAGAAAUAAGCCGAGCAAUUGCGCCAAUUCAUAAAGUGCUUGAUGACUGUACAGAUAAGCUCCGUGACCACGGCCAAGAACUCUUUGAGCUUGAUACUCGGGUGACAGCUACAGAGGCUAACUACACUGAGCUGAGCAACAAGUAUGACAAACUUGUUCAAAAGUUGGAUGACAUCGAAAAUAGGGGCAGGCGGUGCAAUCUACGCCUUUUAAACAUCAACGAGGGGCUUGAACAAGGAGAUCCAACGAAGUUUGUUGCGGACUUAUUACACGAAGUUCUCGGUGGUCCUAAUGGCCUGGAGAAACCUCCAAUUUUGGAUAGAGCCCACAGGACAUCAGCUCAACCCUCCGCGGCUGGAGGAAGACCACGACCACUCAUCGUCCGCUUUCACUACUACCAAGAGAAGGAGCGCAUUCAGCGUCUUGCAAGAGAGAAAGGCCGACUGGAGUUCCGUGGAAAUCCGCUCCUCAUCUUCCCGGAUUUCAGUGCUGAACUGAACAGACGCCGUUCAGCUUUUAACGAGGUGAAAGCGCUGCUCCGGGGGAAGGAUCGAGUUCGUUAUGGUCUGCUCUAUCCAGCUCGGCUGCGAGUGUCCUGGGACGGGGAAACGAAAGUAUUUGACAACCCCAAGAGUGUGAAAGAUUACAUUGACUCAAAAGUUUAG
This is a messenger RNA of Knipowitschia caucasica, 843 nucleotides long. The record is from the annotation of a GenBank genome assembly. Lineage: Eukaryota; Metazoa; Chordata; Actinopteri; Gobiiformes; Gobiidae.